This is a messenger RNA of Harpegnathos saltator (Jerdon's jumping ant), 1303 nucleotides long. RefSeq names its product retinol-binding protein pinta. The transcript has 7 exons. Lineage: Eukaryota; Metazoa; Arthropoda; Insecta; Hymenoptera; Formicidae. Gene Ontology annotation, molecular function: phosphatidylinositol bisphosphate binding. Bases 116 to 1030 code for a protein of 304 amino acids. The record is from RefSeq and is a predicted model, not a curated record. Gene Ontology annotation, cellular component: membrane.
AUCUUUAUAUAAAUUUAAAAGAUCGUUAAAGAGAGUUAAAAGAUAAUUUAAAAUAUAUGAAAUAAUAAUUCAGAUUGUAAUUGUAAAAUAAUUCUGUGAGGAGCGGACAAUAUCCAUGGACAUUAUGAAAUUAGAAAAUAUUAUGAUUGAAGAAGCAGUGGAGAUAGCUGAAGGGAACAAAAAGCUCUAUGAAGAGAAGUUUGGUAAAUUUCGACAAUGGUUGAAACAACAAGCUCAUCUUCCUCAAGACAUCUCAGAUAAUCGAUUACGGUUCACCCUUUUAUCUUCAAAAUUGGAUCUAGAGAAAGCUAAAAAACGUUUAGAUUCGCAAUAUACACUUCGUACCUUGAUUCCCGAGUUUUUCGCCAAUUAUGACCCGCAGAUUGACAACAUCACUCUAGUACGCAAAUGCAUACAAUGGGUAGCUCUACCAAAGCUUACGCCGGAAAAAAUUCGAAUCAGUGUUUACCGAUUUAUAAACGAAGAUGCUUCUAUCUUUCACUUAUCGGAUGUAUUAAAAUACAUAUUCAUGUUAACAGACGUACGUCUAGAGGAAGACAUGGUAAAUUCUGAUAUUUUAAUAAUUGAUUGUAUUUAUUUAACUCUUAAUCAUUUGCUCAAAUAUACACCAAACCUUGUAAGAAAGUUGGACCUUUGUUUGGAAGCAUACGGUUUGAGAUACAAAAGUAUUUAUAUAAUAAACGCAUCAUCUUAUAUCGAUAGAAUCUUAAAAAUAAUCAAAGCGUUUAUGAGCCCAAAAAUUUAUGGGAGAAUGAAAGUUGUCGAAUCCGGAAUAGAAUCAAUAUAUGAAAUAAUAUCAAAGUCCAAUUUACCCUCAGAUUAUGGCGGUGAGCAACCGUCAAUAGAAGCCCUAACAGAUAUGUGGUAUGCGAAAUUGUUGGAACGAAGGGAAUGGUUACUGGAGCAAGAAAAAGUUAAGAGCAACGAGUCUCUACGAACUAAUAGCGUAAUAAAUGCGGAUGAAUUAUUCGGAAUUAACGGGACAUUCAACAAGUUAGAAAUCGACUGACAUCUCAAAAAUAUCUUAUUGAUAUAUUGUGAUGUUUACGAAUUUCAACAUAUAUAACGGUAAUCCAACGUGUAAUGUAAAGAAGAACCUGGGACGGAUAUAUUUACUUAAAAAUAACACAAAACAUUUCUUACAAAAAAAAUUAUGCAAAUCUUAGAUGUGUUAUGUAUAGACUAAUCUGCUAUGCAUACAUUUGAAUAACAAUGCUAUAAAAUAUAGCGCAACAAAUAAACAUGGGCACAAGUUCUAUAAUAAAAUGACAUCUUAAUGACA